AUGGUACAAGAUAGAGUCGUAUUUAUUUCAGGAGCCACUGGUUUCAUUGGUCAACAUAUAGUUAAACAAUUAAUUGAAAAAGGUUUUAAAACAAUUGGAUCAGUUAGAUCAACAGAAAAAGGAGAUAAUUUUAAAAACUUAUUGAAAGAAGCUGGUUUAAAUUAUGAAUUGUUUGAAUAUGAAAUUGUUAAAGAUAUUAGUUCAAAGGGAGCUUUUGAUGAUGCAUUAAAAUCACACCCUGAGAUAACUGAUGUUUUACAUACUGCUUCUCCUUUUACUUUUGAAGUUCAAGAUAUUGAAAAAGAAUUAUUAAGACCAGCUAUUGAUGGUACUGAAUCUGCUUUACAAGCUGUUUUAACUUAUGGAAAAAAUGUUGAAAGAGUUGUUAUAACAAGUUCUUAUGCUGCUGUUGCUGGAUUUGGUGAAUUAGCUGCUCCUGGUAAAGAAUUAACUGAAAAAGAUUGGAAUCCAAUUACUUAUGAACAAUCAAAAUCUAAUCCAAUGAAUGGUUAUCUUGGUAGUAAAAAAUUUGCCAACAAAAAGGCAGUUGAAUUUGUUGAAGAACAUAAACCAAAAUGGUCAUUAACUACAAUUUGUCCAGUUUAUGUUUUUGGUCCACAAGCUUUUGAAAUAAAAGAUAAAUCAAAAUUAAAUACUUCAAAUGAAGUUAUAAAUGGAUUAAUUAAAGCUGGAAAAGACAAAUCAGAUCCACCACAACAACUUACUGGUUAUUUUAUUGAUGUACGUGAUGUUGCUCAUGCUCAUGUCAAAGCAGUUGAACCAGGUAAUAAAUUGGGUGGUGAAAGAUUAAUUUUAUCUGAAGGACCAGUAACAACUGCUAAAAUUGCUGAAAUUAUUCAUAAAGAUUUCCCAACUAUUCCAUUACCACAUUUAGAUCCAUCAAAAGCACCAAAUUGGGAUAAAACUGAGAGUAUUAUUAAUAAUAAAAAAACUAGAGAAUUAUUAGGUUUUAAAUUUAUUGAUUUAAAACAAUCAGUUGAUGAUACUAUUGAACAAAUCAUUGAAUAA
Molecule: messenger RNA, 1029 nt
Organism: Lodderomyces jiufengensis
Lineage: Eukaryota; Fungi; Ascomycota; Pichiomycetes; Serinales; Debaryomycetaceae
Product: SDR family oxidoreductase
Exons: 1
Coding region: 1-1029 (342 amino acids)
Molecular function (GO): oxidoreductase activity, acting on the CH-OH group of donors, NAD or NADP as acceptor
Source: RefSeq, a predicted model, not a curated record